CCGAGUAUCAGGAAUACUUGACACUGGCACUGGGACAUACGUGAAUAUUGGAAAUUAUUCAGGAUUUCAGCGAGACAUUUCCAGGGAGCAGACGACUUGGAAUUAUUUGGCAUGUAAAAUAUCAGAAAAGCCAUGUCAAGGAUUCUGGGUUCUUUCGUCUCGUUCUGGGGAACUGUCAACCGGAAGAAGACAAUUACAGAUAAUUUUCACGAGACGCCGCUGAAGAAAUGCUUGAGCACGUUCGAUAUGACGCUGCUGGGGGUUGGGCAGAUGGUCGGAGCUGGAAUAUACGUCCUUACCGGCACUGUUGUUAGGGACUUGGCCGGACCGUCCGCCAUAUUGUCGUACGUGUUUGCUGGAUUCGCUGCCAUCUUGUCUGCUCUGUGUUAUGCUGAGUUCGGGGCCCGUGUUCCUAAAGCUGGCUCCGCCUACUCGUAUACGUACAUAGCAAUCGGCGAGCUAUGGGCGUUCUUGAUUGGUUGGAACAUUGUGCUGGAGCACAUCCUCGGUUCUGCUUCAGUUGCCAGGGCGUGGAGCGGAGCAAUAGAUUCGCUGUUCGACGGAGCAAUACGGAAAGGUACAUUGGAAUCUAUCGGAUACCUCAGCCAUGAUUCGCCAUGGAUAUCAGACUACCCAGACUUUAUCGCAAUGACAAUUACCAUACUUAUAUUUCUAGUGAUUGCUAGUGGGGCUAAAUUUACUGUCCACUUUAAUACAGUGUUUACCAUGAUCAACUGCCUGGUAAUCUUGUUCUUGAUCUGCGCCGGUUUUGCGUUCGCUGACGGCCGCACGUGGUCGGAACAUGGAGGUUUCUUUCCGUACGGAUUUGGAGGCUCGCUAGCGGGGGCCGCCACGUGUUUCUACGCCUAUAUUGGCUUUGAAGGUAUCGCUGUGUCCGGUGAAGAGGCCAAGGACCCGGAGAAGUCCAUUCCGAUUGCCACAGUAACGUCACUGCUGAUAGUAUCGUUCAUCUAUGUCCUGGCAACAACAGCGCUGACUUUGAUUGUUCCUUAUACAGACAUUGAUCCGUCGGCAGCUUUUCCAAUGGCUUUUGCAGAAAGGGGGAUAACAUGGGCGAAAUAUUUAGUUGGAAUUGGAACACUCUUUGGUAUCACUACGUCAUUGCUCGGAAGCGCUUAUUCUCUUCCGCGGGCGGUUUACGCCAUGGCGCAAGACGGUCUACUUUUCAAAUCUUUAGCGUACGUACAUCCUCGAUUUCAAACUCCAGUUGUUGCAAUAGCGGUGUUUGGAGCAGUCUCUGCCCUGAUGGCAUUCUUGUUUGAAAUUACAACUCUGGUAGAGUUUAUGUCUAUAGGGACUUUAACCGCCUACACAAUAGUUUCAGCAUGCGUCAUUGUCCUGCGAUACCUCCCUGUGUAUAAAUGCCAAUUCAAACUGAAACCGGAAGAUGACGUCAUCAACCCUGAAUCUACCUCCAUCGGCGAAGAAUCUUCAAUUAUCAAAAAGUCAAAAAGCCAAGAUGAAUUUGGACGAUUAAAACAAAAUCUUAAGGCAUUCCCAAUUCUGAAUAAGUUUGAACCAGGAAACGCCGUCAUGUUGGCGACCUUCCUUUUGAUAGUGAGUAUAAUAUGUCUGAAUGCCACGGUUAUCUUUGGCUACGAGUAUGUGAGCGGAGGAUCCUGGUGGGCCAUACUGUUGAUUAUAAUCUUUGCUGCCAUGGUGAUCGUCUGUUACCUUGCGAUGGUGGCGCACGAGAAAAAUGACGCUUUCCUGACCUUCCAGAUUCCGUUGGUCCCCCUUAUUCCUGCGCUGAGUAUAGCCUGCAACACUGCCCUCAUGAUGAAGCUGGGUCCACUGACAUGGUUACGUCUAGGGAUAUGGUUACUAAUCGGUUUCGUUCUGUAUUUCACGUACGGCUUGUGGAACAGCGUAGAGGGUCGAUCGACAAACUACGGUCCAAUGGUUACGUAUGAAGGCGAGGCUGACAUAUCACGUGGUACUCUCGCGCGACUUGACGAGGAGGUGGUUCAGCAGCAACCAAUCAACAAAGACCAACAACCUACCUAUGGCAACAUGUGACAUGCGCAUAUCCUAAGUCACAAAAAACUAACUUCCGCGCUAUGUAUUGUGCUUGUAAAUAGCAGUGACAGUUUGGAAAACCAGCAUGUGUUUCAAAAUUAUUUUUCCGAUUUGAAUGGUCAUGUAAAAGGGAAUUUAGAAGUUGCUUUUUCAAAUCUUAUUAAAUGCAAGGAUUGCAUAAAAAAUAUUUCUGGAUUUUUCCGAAUCAAGAAUGGCGGAAAUUGGGCGGGCGUCGGUUCGGGUGUCGUUAUUUUUGCGUUUUAAGUGUCAUCAUUAGCAGAUUGAAUUCGAUCGUCAUGAAACUGUCAGAAUAUUUCUCAACAUGGUAUUUUAGACCUUUGUGAAUGUAAGUCACCUCUGGUGAAGAAAACUAGGUCACUAGAUCAAAUAUUGAGGCAAAGAUUUGUGCUUUAGUUCCUUAUUUCUUCACAAAUUCACCAGUGUUCUUACAACCUUCUUACAACCUUCAAGCAUCUCUCAAAUAACAGGUGU
Mya arenaria is the source of this 2532-nucleotide messenger RNA. Its product is annotated as cationic amino acid transporter 4-like. Gene Ontology annotation, cellular component: plasma membrane. The record is from RefSeq and is a predicted model, not a curated record. Gene Ontology annotation, biological process: amino acid transport; transmembrane transport. Gene Ontology annotation, molecular function: amino acid transmembrane transporter activity. Bases 133 to 2040 code for a protein of 635 amino acids. The transcript is spliced from 5 exons. Lineage: Eukaryota; Metazoa; Mollusca; Bivalvia; Myida; Myidae.